Dibothriocephalus latus is the source of this 1017-nucleotide messenger RNA. The record is from the annotation of a GenBank genome assembly. NCBI's taxonomy places the organism in Eukaryota, Metazoa, Platyhelminthes, Cestoda, Diphyllobothriidea, Diphyllobothriidae.
AUGUUCGCUGUUGGCAUGGGUAUCAUGUUCGUGGAGACAAAACAGCACUUCGCUCUGUUCGAAAAUGUUUCUGGAUACAGCUUGUUUCUCAUCAAAGAAUUCGAUGAAAUAGUGCGCCGGUUUUCAGCGCAUCCGAAUGCUUUCCUGAAACCCACUGCUUUCGUCCCAUUUGGAUCAGUUGUGGAAGCUCUCGAAAAUGUCCAGUGUAUUAACGAAGGUCGCGUCUCGCCACUUCUUCGACACUUUUUGCACAUGGGCUUUGAGUGCAUCUGGGAUGCUUCUGUGAAGGAAAUCAUCCGUAUUAUUCGCGCCAAUUCCUCUCGCCUCUUGCGUUCGCUGAUGGUGCAACCGGGUGCCGUCAGUCAGAACAAAACCGCGGCCGCCCGCACCAGUCUCCAAGAAAUCGCUCCGGGCAAGGAGGCGGAGCACAGAGCGCGGCUGAUUGUAGCGCUCUCACGCGCUCGUCUCCAACUUGAUUUGCUCCAGCACCUGGCGGACACCGGCGUGGUCCGUUCUCUCGGCCUCCUUGACAGCAUGGACAACAGUCUUGGCAGUUCAGUCAAGCGUUUGAAGGCUGCCUACGCUCUACACUUUCCCGAGCUUGUCCGAGACCAGGAGACUCGUUCUCUUGACGACUUCGCUUUCAUCUCCAUUAUAGCCAACUUUCCGAGCCGAGACGGUCUGUUGAGAGCUAGAAAUGACAAUCCUGGUUCUGCUGACAAGCUCUCAGAGUGGACCGGUAGUCGGAAGUUGGCCGAAAACAUUCUUGCCUGUGCGAGCACGUCGACAGGCCAGGACCUUGCUGAGGAGGACUUGACCACUCUUCAGACUUAUGCUCACUUUCUACUGAAACUUUUGCAGGUCCCUUCAUUGCAUUUGUUGGUUGUGUUUAUUAGCAACUCUCGGAAGAAAUGCUGCGAGAUGCUCGAGCGACGUGUCCGCAGUCUACUGCCCAAUCUGACCGCCUUGAUGGAUAGGGUCCUGCCUACCAGUCAGUCCUCGUCGGACUUAGAACAU